This is a messenger RNA of Maudiozyma barnettii, 1434 nucleotides long. RefSeq names its product U4/U6-U5 snRNP complex subunit PRP31 (gene PRP31). Gene Ontology annotation, biological process: spliceosomal tri-snRNP complex assembly; mRNA splicing, via spliceosome. Lineage: Eukaryota; Fungi; Ascomycota; Saccharomycetes; Saccharomycetales; Saccharomycetaceae. Gene Ontology annotation, cellular component: precatalytic spliceosome; U4 snRNP; U4/U6 x U5 tri-snRNP complex. The record is from RefSeq and is a predicted model, not a curated record. The transcript has a single exon. Bases 1 to 1434 code for a protein of 477 amino acids.
AUGUCUGAUUUCGAAGAUGACGAUCUCGCGAACGAUCUGGAUAAUGAUUUUGGAGAAGUUUCUGAUGUUGAAGAGGAUAAUAUCGAAGAAAUCAAGGAUGAGAUAAUGAGUCCACCAGAUGACAUAGAACCAAGUGGAGACCAUAAAGAACUUACUAUAUCAGAAGUGAUAGAAAAUUUAAAGAAACGCAUUGAAAACUAUGUUCCUUUUGAUAUAUCAGAUAAGACCAUUGAAAGUAUCGAACCACAGAAGAUAUCCUCGAUUUUACCUGUUAGUCGUCCAGUAGAAAGAUUAAUAACUGAAAAUAUUACUAAGCUAGAGGAUGUACAUACUUUACUGAACGAACUUUCUCCAUUAAUAACAAAUGACAUUCGAUUACUAAGGAAGUAUAUAAAUAUGAUUUAUGCCAAAAGGUUCGAUGAGCUUGAGACCAUUUUACCAUCAGAUAACCAAUAUGCAAAAGUGGUGAAGCUAUUGGAACAAAUAGACACUAAAAGUACCAGCGAAACUGAAUUGUCUCAUCAAUUAUUAACUUUGUGUGAGUUAAGCAAAGAACAGAAUUUGGUGGUUUUGAUGUCGAUGAAGACAUCCUUCAACAAUAACAUGGAAUUUAAUCAACAUAUGAAAACCAAUUUAUUCCAAGUGAGUGAUAAUAUUCUAUCUUUAAUCGAACUGCAACACAAUAUAUCAAGAUAUAUAUCAUCCAAGAUUGAAUUAUUAGCGCCAAAUGUCUCUGCAUUAGUAGGUCCUAAAGUAACCUCUUUAUUAGUUUCUCAUGCUGGUGGUAUUCUCGGGUUAAGCAAAAUCCCAAGUUGUAAUCUAGCCUCUAUAGGGAAGAAUAAACAUAUAAGUUACGAACAACAUACGACGGCCAGUGGUAUAAGGCAAGAGGGCUAUAUCAGUUCCACAGAAAUAAUACAAAACUUACCUAUAUCAUAUCAUAAACAGAUGUUACGAAUGGUAUGUGCCAAAAUAUCGUUGGCGUCCAGAAUAGAUUGUAGUCAGAGAGGAACUGAUAAGAAUAAUACUAUGGGGCUAAAAUGGAAAGAAGAGAUCGAAAAUAAAAUCAAAAAAUUACAUGAAUCUCCAAAUGUUACAGAUGAUAAGGCAUUACCGAUACCGGAGGACAAACCUAAGAAGAAACGUGCUGGUCGGAAAUUUAGAAAAUAUAAAGAUCAAUUUAAAUUAUCUUAUGCAAGACAACUUCAAAACCGUAUGGAGUUUGGGAAACAAGAGACUACAGUGACGGAUUCAUUUGGAGAAGAAGUAGGUCUUGGUAUGAUGAAUACACCAAUCCAACAAGCCACAGGGUCCUCUCACAAUAAUGAUAGAGGAGGAAUUACGAAGCUGAGCAAGAACAUGAAGAAAAGAGUACGUGAAGCUGACGAACAAACUAGAGAGUAUAUGUUAACACUAACAGGAGAUACCCACUAA